This is a messenger RNA of Botrytis cinerea B05.10, 1749 nucleotides long. RefSeq lists its product as hypothetical. The record is from RefSeq and is a predicted model, not a curated record. Lineage: Eukaryota; Fungi; Ascomycota; Leotiomycetes; Helotiales; Sclerotiniaceae. Bases 107 to 1213 code for a protein of 368 amino acids. The transcript has 4 exons.
GGAUAGAAUUCUCUUGAGACUCUCCACAUGUAUAUUUUGCCUCUGAUCCACUUCAUUGUAUACCGCUACUGCUGGUAGUAGAGUCUUUGUCAAAGUGCAGAACAUUAUGUCAAAUUCGACGAAUCUCUCGCCGGCUUACUUAGCAGAGAACAGGUCUUCUCGGCUUGUUAUUUCGAACAGUAUAUUUUUCGGACUUGCGGCUAUCAAUGUACUUUUGAGAUUUGUGGCUAGAAAGUUGAAGAAUAUAUCGUGGGGAGUAGACGAUUAUUUGAUUGCGUUAGCUCUUAUUUGGGUAACGGGACUAUACGUCAUCAGUAUUUUCUCUGUCAAAUAUGGCGUAGGUCGUCAUAUUGAAGUAGUGGCGGAGGACAAAGUACAACAAAUAUUCAAACUUAUAUAUGUUAUGCAAAUAUUUUAUGUUCUCGCGCCCGCCACUAUAAAACUUUCCAUCCUCUUCCUCUACAAGCGCAUUUUCGUUAGCGAGCGAUUCAUUCAUAUUGUGUACGCACAUAUAAUCGUGAUAUCAGUUUGGGUCACUAUAAUGUUGUUUAUGGUUAUAUUUAAUUGUUCACCGAUCAGUGCGUUUUGGACGUAUGACGGGAAAUGCUUCAACUUUGAGAAACUUACAAUUGGGUACGCGAUUGUGAAUAUCUUGACAGAUAUGUCAAUUUGCAUACUGCCUUUGCCAAAAAUCUGGAAGCUGCAAUUACCUAUUGGCCAAAAGAUGGCAAUCAUGUUGAUAUUCAUGCUGGGGCUUUUUGAGAUAGCAGCUGCCUUAAUGCGUCUGAUUUUUGCGAUUUGUUUUAUUGAUUCUUCGGACGCAACUUGGGAUUAUACGAUUGGCAACAUUUGGUCCGUCAUUGAGCCCGCGAUUGGAAUCGUGUGCGCCUGCCUUCCUACCACUCGUGUUGUUUUGCUUGCUAUCCUCCCCGCGUCCUGGUGCUCAGUAUUCUCUAUCAAUUUAUGCCCAUCCAAAACUAUUACAAGCGGUCGUGAAAAUGGAGACUGGCCACGUAUAGCAACAUACAGCGAAAUUCAAAUCGACAGUCAAAUAAGAUUAUCGAAGAAGGAUCACAGUGAUGUAGGAAGUGAAAAUGCCCUGGAGUUGAGAGAUGUCAACGGACUCGAACAACAGGAAUCUGGAGAUAGAAUUGUGGUCAAGCAAGAAUAUAUGGUCAGGGAAGAGUAUGUGAAAGCAGAUGAGAGUGUAUAGCAUUUCACUGCUCUACUCUGCAAGAAAACACAAGAAGUCUUUAUUGUUGCCAUUGAUGACGUCAAUAUGGAUAUAAGGCAUGCUUCUGAAAGCUUGGGAAUACUGCGAAUGGAAUGUCACUUUUGAACCUACAAUACCUGCGCGUGUCAUUGACACAAGAGGGCUGCCUUCUAAAGGUGUUGAUCCCAAAACAAUGCAAUAGGUUCGGACAUGGGCCAAUAAAACCUCACCUAUCAAACAGAUCACCACCAACGCCACGGCCUAUACAUUUGUCCUCUAGCAUUUUUCCAAUCACCCCAAAACUCUCUACGUCUACUUCACCACCCCAAUCGCCAUGCUCCGUGCCGGUUUACCCCGCUACGCUGUUCUCCUCACUGAAGGCAGCGUCUGGUCUGGUCUUGCUGCCAGGUGUCUCGUUCUCGUUGACAACAGGAUUCUGCACGAGCAUAAAGACGAAGAACGAAGGAAUAAAUAUGGUUGUAGGAAUGGAAUUCGAUUGGGACGACGAAACGAUGAAAUCAUCCACGAUCGAUUCA